AUGAGGAAAAAAUUUCGGAAUAUGAUUGGGUAUGACCCAGUCCUGCGUCGAACAGGCUCUCUGUCUGAACCACAGUCCACAGUUCUGGAAAGUGUCCAGAUAUGUGCGCGCAAUUACACCACUGGAUCGUAUAAUACCCCUCAACGGAAGCUGAGAAUACUGGCGGACAAGGGCGGACAUGUGGUCGCGAGAACACGUGAACGCGGUCAGAGCACGACGUUCUUCCACAACACAACUGUCUUUUUCUUUUUCACCCUCAUUGGCAAAGUCAAAGCCACCAACCUCACAAGAACUUUGCAGACGGAGAAGCCAGCGCAAGGGAGAGGAAAAUACGCACAUCUACCCUCUGGGCUGAUCAAUCAUGGGAAUACGACGCUGUGCUCCAAGGCCUGCGUUUCUCGUCUUAACGUCUCUUUCGGGUAUUUUAUUGGUAUACUAGUCGAUUGCCACACACCUUCUGAACGACCUGGUACACUUUUACCCCCAUCCCACCUUCGGUACAACGAUUCUCCGCGACCCCCUCAACCUCACGACGAUCCCCUCGGCUCAAAUAGGCAUCAUCUGAACGGGGAGUGGGAUAAGCCCUGGGUGAACAGCAUGCCGACCGGAGAUAUGUUCUUGAACUGGAUGUUCAAGCACUGGCGCGCAGACAGACAGCCCAAAGUCGAUGCUCGUGACCCUUCAAGACGCCCACGAGGUUCUGGCAAUAUUCCUAGACGGGCUGCGGACGGAGAACAAGAAAUUAUCAACAAGCCUCUUAAACCGCCUCCCAGAAAACGACGUCGGACGACACUUACUCCCGCCGACCCUCGUGUGCCACUGUUCCCUGCACCCCCGCCUUCAGCCAUAAUUAACGAACAACCUCUCUUCCUUGACUUCCAAACCGAACCUUCACCACCUGCAAUCCAGGCCUCACUCCCUACUGCUAAACCCCCGUCUCAACAACACUCGAUACUCACACCUGGCCCCCUCUUCCCUAACGUCCAGCGAAGCAAUUCGCCCAAACCACCUAAAUCAACCGCAGGUACCUCCACAAAAUCCUCGCGGACGUUGGGUCAGCACCCAUACAAUGCCCUGUUUAAACCUAUUCCGCACCCUCAUCUCCACCACCACCACCACCACGCAGAGCCAAGUGAACCGGGCGCUUUGCAAAGAGUAUCGGAGGUGUUGGAAGAUCGAGAAUUGUUUGAGGAUGUUUGCGGCGGUGGAGGUGUUGGAUGGGCAGAAUAUGGCUGGGUGUUGGAGGCGGAGAAGGUGGGCGAAACGAAGGUGGAGGUGCUAUGGAGUGCCUGUUCCUUCGACUCUUUCAACGACAAUCCGCCUCACAAGACGUGUGAGAGUUCCAUAGCGAAUCAUUCGUUUCAUGUUGCUCUGACGAGUCCCGUUUUCAUAACGAUAGGCCUAAUCUCGACCAAAUACACGUACAGGCGGAGUCUAAAAUUGUACGUAUCGAAGUUCGUCUUCAGCCCCGACGAGGGAAUGCAAACAGACGCGAAUGGCGGUUCUUGGCUGGUGAGAUGGAGGGGCACAGAUAGAAUUUUACCGCUAUUCGUACAAAUGGGAUACAUCAAGGGCAGAAAGGAUAGGAAGAUUGCCCGCCACGUCGUGAAGACCCUGGCAAAAUUCCGUUCUGCCGUCCGCCGCAAGAGCGGCGUUGAAACAGCCUUGAUUGAAGACAUUGAUCCCGCCGCUGCAGGCACUCAUACACUUGUGAGCUUGAGCGUCCAUGCAGGAUUGGUAGACUUCGCCAACGCAAUCGGCUGGCGGACCCGCACGCAGAGCAGUAGAGGGAGACGCUACAGUUUAGCAGGCACUGGUUUCAACAAAUAG
Molecule: messenger RNA, 1830 nt
Organism: Laccaria bicolor S238N-H82
Lineage: Eukaryota; Fungi; Basidiomycota; Agaricomycetes; Agaricales; Hydnangiaceae
Exons: 18
Coding region: 1-1830 (609 amino acids)
Source: RefSeq, a predicted model, not a curated record